Molecule: messenger RNA, 612 nt
Organism: Drosophila obscura
Lineage: Eukaryota; Metazoa; Arthropoda; Insecta; Diptera; Drosophilidae
Gene: Taf10b
Product: transcription initiation factor TFIID subunit 10b
Exons: 2
Coding region: 61-510 (149 amino acids)
Biological process (GO): transcription initiation at RNA polymerase II promoter
Cellular component (GO): nucleus; SAGA complex; transcription factor TFIID complex
Molecular function (GO): RNA polymerase II general transcription initiation factor activity; promoter-specific chromatin binding
Source: RefSeq, a predicted model, not a curated record
UGUUUUCUCAUCAAUAUUGUGUCUCCCUGUUUGUGUGUAUUUCUUGAUAUUUAUAUUAAAAUGGUCGGAUCCAAUUUUGGUAUAAUCUAUGGUCUUACGGGCCCAGCAAACCAAGGAGCCUCGUCAGCUGGCCAGGGAGGAGCAGGCAUGGCUGCUGGUGGAGGAGAACGCGACCGCCUUGCAGCCCAUCUUAGCGACUUUAUGUUGCAAUUAGAAGACUACACUCCGUUGAUACCCGAUGCCGUGUCAGCACACUACCUGAAUUUAGGUGGAUUCCAGGCGGACGACAAACGCAUUGUGCGUCUUAUUAGCAUUGCAGCCCAGAAAUACAUGUCGGAGAUUAUGGACGAUGCUCUGCAGCACUCCAAAGCUCGUACGCACAUGCAAACCACCAACACACCCGGUGGAUCCAAGGCCAAGGAUCGCAAGUUUACUUUGACCAUGGAUGAUCUGCAGCCAGCGCUGGCCGACUAUGGCAUCAAUGUGCGCAAAAUGGACUAUAGCCAGUAGAUCUCUUUGUACAGUAGAUCUCUAUAAAUGUCCUAACCUAUUUUAGUUUAUUCACAAGUCGAGGAAAAGAUGAUUCUUUUAAUAAUAAUAUCCAGACGCUAA